This is a messenger RNA of Oncorhynchus mykiss (rainbow trout), 1315 nucleotides long. Lineage: Eukaryota; Metazoa; Chordata; Actinopteri; Salmoniformes; Salmonidae. The record is from RefSeq and is a predicted model, not a curated record.
UUACCACGGGCAGGUCUUUACAAAGCAGACUGAUAUGGACUGUAGUGGUCUGUCUUACCACGGGCAGGUCUUUACAAAGCAGACUGAUAUGGACUGUAGUGGUCUGUCUUACCACGGGCAGGUCUUUACAAAGCAGACUGAUAUGGACUGUAGUGGUCUGUCUUACCACGGGCAUGUCUUUACAAAGCAGACUGAUAUGGACUGUAGUGGUCUGUCUUACCACGGGCAGACUGAUCUGGACUGUAGUGGUCUGUCUUACCACGGACAGGUCUUUACAAAGCAGACUGAUAUGGACUGUAGUGGUCUGUCUUACCACGGGCAGACUGAUCUGGACUGUAGUGGUCUGUCUUACCACAGGCAGGUCUUUACAAAGCAGACUGAUAUGGACUGUAGUGGUCUGUCUUACCACGGGCAUGUCUUUACAAAGCAGACUGAUAUGGACUGUAGUGGUCUGUCUUACCACAGGCAGGUCUUUACAAAGCAGACUGAUAUGGACUGUAGUGGUCUGUCUUACCACGGGCAUGUCUUUACAAAGCAGACUGAUAUGGACUGUAGUGGUCUGUCUUACCACGGGCAGACUGAUCUGGACUGUAGUGGUCUGUCUUACCACGGGCAUGUCUUUACAAAGCAGACUGAUAUGGACUGUAGUGGUCUGUCUUACCACGGGCAGGUCUUUACAAAGCAGACUGAUAUGGACUGUAGUGGUCUGUCUUACCAUGGGCAGACUGAUAUGGACUGUAGUGGUCUGUCUUACCACGGGCAGACCGAUAUGGACUGUAGUGGUCUAUCUUACCACGGGCAGGUCUUUACAAAGCAGACUGAUAUGGACUGUAGUGGUCUGUCUUACCACGGGCAGGUCUUUACAAAGCAGACUGAUAUGGACUGUAGUGGUCUGUCUUACCACGGGCAGGUCUUUACAAAGCAGACUGAUAUGGACUGUAGUGGUCUGUCUUACCACGGGCAUGUCUUUACAAAGCAGACUGAUAUGGACUGUAGUGGUCUGUCUUACCACGGGCAGGUCUUUACAAAGCAGACUGAUAUGGACUGUAGUGGUCUGUCUUACCAUGGGCAGACUGAUAUGGACUGUAGUGGUCUGUCUUACCACGGGCAGACUGAUAUGGACUGUAGUGUUCUAUCUUACCACGGGCAGGUCUUUACAAAGCAGACUGAUAUGGACUGUAGUGGUCUGUCUUACCACAGGCAGGUCUUUACAAAGCAGGCUAAUAUGGACUGUAGUGGUCUGUCUUACCACGGGCAGGUCUUUACUGAGGAUCUGGUAUAGACUAAAGCAGACUGAUAUGGACUGUAGUGGUCU